CCGUGCAGCAAUGGGAUGGCUUCCAGUCUUUAACAACCCGUGGUAUGCGCCUUUGCACGCAAUGGAUCUUGCUUGCACAGAGCCAACUACAUGUAAUGUUCUGAGUGCUGAGAGCCUACUCCGCGACGCCUCCUGGGGAGUUGAAAGGCUGGUGUGGCAAGCACAUGGUCGCGGAACCUGGCCUGAAUGCGGCCUGUUCCACCCUUUGAUAUCGCUUCUACGGACUGACAGCGAUGGUGUGGCCGAUCAAUACCUGCAGCGCACCAGGCUCGCCCACUACACAGAAGUUACUACCUCCACGGUACGCCCCAAUUUUCCAAGGCUGUGAUAUCACGUACCGGUUUCGACGGGCCGUUUACUAGAACGCCACCACCUAAUUUGAUCUCAUUUAGGGACUGCUGAUAUGACCAAAGUGAAUGGGGUUAUGAAAAUCGAAGAGAUCGUUCACACUGAGGCUCCGCGAUUGUUGAUCCUGUUCAAUCAGGGCCAACAGGAUGUAGUCAUCACAGCAGCCGAUAUACUGGGACAGAAGCACACAACAGUGACAUAUCUGGAGGCUGUUGCAGGACAACCAGAUAGCACUAUCGUUGGCCUAGAACAUGGCUCCGUAUCGAAUCCGGAAGAUAUACAGAGGAUUAACAGGAUGGUUAUCACAGCACAUUGCAUUGACGAAGAGGACGCGAGAAUCCAUGGCUUGACCGCGCUAUGCGAUCAUGAGUAUCUAUACACCGCACGACAGCCAGCACGGCGGGAUCUUGCGCGCUUUCUUGGCCUUGUACUUGGACAGACUAAGCCACACGAUGAUCUCCGGAAGAAAGGGCGGACGACCUUGCUAUCUACGACAUUUCCUGACAUUCGCGCGGCCCUCCCAAAUCUCGACAUCCUCUCUGUCGGUGCAGACUCGGUUGAGCUACGUGUAGACUUGUUGGAAGACCCUUCAAUAUCGAGGACAGGUCAUGAGGUUCCCAGCCUUGAAUAUGUUGGCGAGCAGGUGAUGCUAUUACGCCAGCGUACAGAGUUGCCAAUAAUAUUCACUACUAGGUGUACGAAGGAAAACGGUCGGUUUCCGAUGGACGACCCGAUGCUAUUCUACAAGUAUCUUCGGAAGGCGAUCCAAUGGGGCUGUGAGUAUAUCGAUGUCGAGCUUUGGCUCCCAGAAGAGAUCAGACGUAAGUUGGCGUCCGAGAAGGGAAGCAGCAAGAUCAUCUCCGCUUGGCACGAUUUCAGCGGGAAGUUCAAGUGGAGUUCAGCAGAGGCCCAGCAGCUCUUCAAGCAAGGAGCAGUGUACGGCGACAUUGUGAAGAUGAUCGCUUUAAUCAAUACGACCGAAGAGAACUACGAGCUUGAAUACUUCCGAUCGGUAAUACAGACGACGUACUCCCAUCCGCCGCUCUCAGCGCUGAACAUGGGCCCUAUCGGUCAGCUGUCCCGGACGCUCAAUAGAGUCUUCACUCCUAUUACACAUCCUUUACUGCCGAUAAUUGCCGCGCCAGGUCAGCUUAGUGCUGCUGAGAUCAACUUCCGACUUCAUUCUAUGGGCCAGAUGCCCAAGCUCGACCUGUAUGCCAUUGGCAAUGUCCAUCAUACGGGUCAAGCAAUGUUCUUCGAGAAGUGUCUGAACGAGCUUAGUCUGCCGCACCAGCUGCUAUGUAUCGAGCGCACAUCACAAAGCUCCGUUGAGCGCUUCAUCACUAGGCCUAGCUUCGGUGGCGCUUACAUCAACCCGCCUUUGCCAGCUACGGCACCUUAUCUACCCAAGCUCUCUAACGCUGCAACGACUAUAGGCCAGAUCGACACGGUUGUCGCUCACGCAACGUCAGGCGGCAAAGUGCUCCUGGGAGACAAUGUAACCUGGAAAGGCAUAAGAGCGAUGCUCACACGGGACUUUGUACCCUCAGCGUACGCCGGACAGGCGGCUUUAGUGCUGGCCAGCCAUGAGUCUCAGGCCGCAGCGGCCAUAUUUGCCCUGACAAGUCUCGAAAUUGGGACUAUACAUACGAUCGGCUUUAAGGCGAAGGGCUCCAUUGCCGCCGACAUACAGCAGUUCCAUACGCUGGAGGACAUGAAGAAAGUGAGCAGGCCGUUUGUCGUCAUAUCUGCACUACCGUCGGAAAAGACGUUCGUGGUGUCACCUCUGCUCAAGCAUUACAGCAGUAGCUUCAAGGAGCGUCCCGGGCGGAUAUUUGUUGAUCUAUCGAGCGGUGUGCGAGGCAGAGGUGACUCCGUGGCAUUGGCGGAUUCGUUAGGGUGGACGGCGUAUGGUAUAGCCGACGUCAACGGUUGGACGACGGUUGAAACGCUGCGUCUCCUAGUAGGGCAGAACGUGCCCUUCGACUUCGUAUGUCUGGCAGCUGGAAGGAGCUUGUACAGAUGACCAAGCCAGACGCCAUCACGGUCAUGAUUGGCCUCGCGUGCAGCAACGACCUAACAUGCCUGAUCAGGAGCUGCAGCAUGGUGGCUGGCUAAGGCCGUAGGAGCUUGUUGGCGCUUUUCAAUCGUCUCAUGCUCUCCCGUGGUACUCCCAUCCCCUAUACGUGCUCUAAACGAGGGUACGAUGGACAGGCCAUAUCAUUGUUGUGGAACGGCUCGGUUAAGCAAUAGGCUGCUCCCUGUCAGCUUCACAGUCCAAACGCUAAAUCGUUUUGGUGCAUGCUUCUCCUCCGUAACGCAUGUAGAUAAUGUGCUUUCCGGACUUGCUCAACCGAAUAUGGUUUCAUGUCGCUAAACGAGCCCUAUCUAGCUCGUGAACUGCUUGGCCACG
Molecule: messenger RNA, 2761 nt
Organism: Baudoinia panamericana UAMH 10762
Lineage: Eukaryota; Fungi; Ascomycota; Dothideomycetes; Mycosphaerellales; Teratosphaeriaceae
Exons: 1
Coding region: 404-2374 (656 amino acids)
Molecular function (GO): 3-dehydroquinate dehydratase activity
Source: RefSeq, a predicted model, not a curated record